Messenger RNA from Lodderomyces jiufengensis, 837 nucleotides. RefSeq lists its product as uncharacterized. The record is from RefSeq and is a predicted model, not a curated record. The transcript is spliced from 2 exons. Lineage: Eukaryota; Fungi; Ascomycota; Pichiomycetes; Serinales; Debaryomycetaceae. The coding region runs from base 1 to 837 and encodes 278 amino acids.
AUGUUAGAAGAAAACUCAUCAAAAUCCAGUAACUACACUAACAAUGAUAACACCAACAAUUCACACAAUAAUAAUAAUGAUAUUCAUAUUAAAAAACCUGUAGUUGAUAAUUUAGUUCAAUAUCUUCCAUUAAUCAAUACUAACACAAUUGACAACUCCCCAAAACCAGACCAGUCAGCCAAAGAGGAAGAGUCGAAAGAGACUAAAGUAACCAUUAUGAUAAGAAAAGGAGAAAUUACUACCACAACUUACACACAAGAAGAAGCUCAAAAACUAAUUAAUGAAGGUCGACCACCUACUCAAAUGGAUUUAGAUUUAUUAGACAAGACCUUUUUUCAACAACAAUCUCGGAAAUAUCAACUUACAAGUAGAUCAUGCCUCAUACCAAAGGGAUGGAGUAGAGAAUUACAUUACCAAGAAGACCAAUGGAAAACAUUUUUUAAGAAAUUAAAUGAAGCUAAAAAUGAAUACCCCUACGACUUAGAUUUUUAUCACAAAUUUAACCUCGGUAUAUUCAGAUACCAUACAAGAGAAAGAAUAAAAUGUACUCAAUGUGGUCAAUUAUUACCUGCAAGAGCCUAUAGCACACAUCAAACUUUCAAAUGUCGCUAUUCAAAUAUUAUUUGGCUGAUAGCAGGAGCACGAGAACUUCGACUUAGACUGAACUAUUUAAUAUGCAACUCCGACCUAACACCAAUUCAAAUGAUUAAAUCCAACAAGUACCUAAAAAUAUUAUUUAAAGUAUCCGCAUAUCGACGAUCGAGGCCGGAAAGUGAUGAACUUUCCGACGAAGAAUUUAAAAAAAUGGUACUUAAAAUAAUGCAUACAAGCACAUAA